AUGCCCAAAGAACAUAGUAGGAUCCAUCCUUUUCAACGUAGAACGUCUCAGAAGAUUGUGACUUACCAAAACUCACAAGAAAUUGGUGAUGAUGAUGAUGAUGGACUUCCCAAACAUUUACCUGAGCCGCUACUAAAGAGAAAGGCUGAGGAACUCCUUGCUAUCAGGAAGACCCUUCCUGUGUAUCAAAAUAGGCAUGAUAUUAUGGAAUAUAUGAAUAACAAUGUGGUUACCGUUUUGAUUGGUGAAACCGGUUCUGGUAAAUCUACACAAAUUCCUCAACUAUUACUGGAAGAAUGGGGUAUUCAAGGCAGAGAUGUUAGUAUUGCUGUGACACAGCCGCGUAGAGUCGCAGCUAUCAGUUUGGCUACCAGAGUAUCCCAAGAAUACGGUUGUAAUGUUGGUACGAAAGUAGGGUACUCUGUUCGGUUUGAUAAUCGCUCUCACGCUUCGCAGACUAAACUAAAGUAUUUGACAGAUGGUAUGCUGCUGCGAGAAUUGAUGCAAGAUAAUAAUUUGAAGCAGUAUUCGAUUGUCAUAAUUGAUGAGGCACACGAAAGAACCAUUUUAACAGAUCUUAUUCUUGGAUUUUUAAAACAGUUGCUGCAUACCACUCGGCCUGACCUCAAAAUCAUUGUCAUGUCUGCUACUUUACAAGCAGAAAAGUUUAGUCAGUUUUUCGACAAUGCCCCUAUAUUAUUUGUUGAAGGACGUAAAUUCCCCGUAGAGAUAUAUUACCUUUCUCAUCCUUGCGAUGAUAUUGUUGAUGCUAUUAUCCGUUGUUGCGUUCAGCUAAAUAGUGGAGAGCAAUUGGGCGAUAUUCUGUGCUUCCUGCCAGGCCAAGAAGAAAUUGAUAAAGCUCUGGGGAUUUUAAACAAGAUAAGCGAACAUAUAGAUAGUAAUAUUCCACGUAUCACAGCAUUGCCGCUUUAUGCUGCAUUACCACCAGUCGAGCAGGCGAAAGUUUUUCAGCCUCUGAAGGGUUUUAAGAGAAAGGUCAUAUUGGCAACUAACAUUGCAGAAACCUCUGUCACCAUUAGUGGCGUCAAAUAUGUCAUCGAUAGUGGUCUGCGUAAAUGUAAAGUUUGGAGACACCAGUUAGGUCUGGCUACCUUGCUUACCGUUCCCAUAUCCAAGGCAAGCGCCUGGCAACGAACUGGGCGUGCUGGUAGAGAAAGCUCUGGUAAAUGUUUUCGGUUAUAUACGGAAGAAGAUUAUAAUAAGUUACUAAACCAAGGCGAACCAGAGGUUGCGAGAUGUGAUAUAACCGCUCCAUUACUAAUGUUAAAACAAUUGGGUAUUCGCGACCUUCUGAAUUGGUUUUGGUUGGAGUAUCCAGGAAAAGAUUCCAUUGUACAAGGUUUGCAAGAACUUUACAUGCUUGGUGCUCUCGAUGAUAGUGGAAUGAUUACUGAGAACGGUUAUAAAAUGGCAUUACUUCCUCUAGCACCGCAUCUUAGUAGAGUUUUACUUGAAGCUCACAAAAGCGAUUGCCUAUCUAGUGUCCUAGAUAUUGUUUCUUGUUUAUCAGUGGAGAAUUUGGUUAUGAAUCCACCCCCUGAAUCUAGAGACGACGUCAAUGCACGAAGAAUGGCCCAAUGCCCGUUGGGGGUUCAUUAUGGGGAUUUAGUCAUGCUCAAGGAGUUAUAUACCCAAUAUCUUUCCUUAAGUUCCUCAAAAGAACGCCAAACAUGGUGUGCACAACUGUGCAUAUCCAGUCGGGGUUUCCGAAGUGUUGUUAAAGUCAGAGAGCAGUUGCAACGAUACGUAAAAUCUUUAUUACGUUGGAAUACAGUCUCGGCUAGUGAUUUUGAUGAAUCAUCUAAUAGAAUUAACGAAAAAUCAGUGAUAAAGGCUAUUUUAAAAUGUUUUCUAGCUGGGUUCGUUAAGAAUACCGCUAUUGGUAUGCCCGAUCGUUCAUAUAGAACAACCAAUCACGGGGAACUCAUUAGUAUUCAUCCUUCUUCACUAUUGUGUUCUGCUACAUUUUCCAAUGACAGCAUAAGAUGUCCAGCAAUACUAUAUACUGAGUAUGUCUUCACUACAAAAGGCUAUGCAAGAUGUGUUAGCCGUCUAGAGUUAGAGUGGUUACAAGAUUUACGCCCCACAGCAUUAAACAAGCAAGCUGUCUAA
Messenger RNA from Eremothecium cymbalariae DBVPG#7215, 2133 nucleotides. It is a transcript of the gene DHR2, whose product is annotated as RNA helicase. Gene Ontology annotation, molecular function: RNA binding; ATP binding. Lineage: Eukaryota; Fungi; Ascomycota; Saccharomycetes; Saccharomycetales; Saccharomycetaceae. The coding region runs from base 1 to 2133 and encodes 710 amino acids. The record is from RefSeq and is a predicted model, not a curated record. The transcript has a single exon. Gene Ontology annotation, cellular component: catalytic step 2 spliceosome; intracellular anatomical structure.